This is a messenger RNA of Lepus europaeus (European hare), 1901 nucleotides long. RefSeq names its product zinc finger and BTB domain containing 8A (gene ZBTB8A). The transcript has 6 exons. Gene Ontology annotation, molecular function: protein binding; DNA-binding transcription factor activity, RNA polymerase II-specific; RNA polymerase II cis-regulatory region sequence-specific DNA binding. The coding region runs from base 209 to 1534 and encodes 441 amino acids. Gene Ontology annotation, biological process: regulation of transcription by RNA polymerase II. The record is from RefSeq and is a predicted model, not a curated record. Lineage: Eukaryota; Metazoa; Chordata; Mammalia; Lagomorpha; Leporidae.
GGCGCCUUUCCCAACGGCGCCAAGGAGCCGAUCCGACAGGGGGUCCUGGCCCCGCCGAGACCCGGGAAUCUGCCCCCAGCCUGGCCGCGGCGCGGCGGCCCGCGGACAGUCUUCCGAACACGGGCUUGGUUGACUCGGAAGCACCCCUCUUUGACUCCACUCAGUCGAGUUAAGAGGGUUUCAAGAGCAGCGUUCAUCAGUUUCCAGCAUGGAGAUCUCCUCUCAUCAGUCUCACCUCCUGCAGCAGCUGAACGAGCAGCGCCGACAGGACGUGUUUUGUGACUGCAGUAUCCUGGUGGAAGGGAAGGUCUUCAAAGCCCAUCGGAACGUACUGUUUGCCAGCAGCGGCUACUUCAAAAUGCUGCUGUCUCAGAACUCCAAGGAGACGAGCCAGCCAACCACUGCCACCUUUCAGGCUUUCUCCCCGGACACUUUCACGGUCAUCCUGGACUUUGUCUACUCCGGCAGACUGUCUCUCACCGGGCAGAAUGUCAUCGAAGUGAUGUCAGCUGCCAGCUUCCUUCAGAUGACCGAUGUCAUUAGUGUGUGCAAGACGUUCAUUAAAUCUUCACUGGACAUCAGUGAGAAAGAGAAAGACCGCUAUUUCAGUCUCUCGGAUAAAGAUGCCCACUCUAAUGGCACAGAACGUCCCUCUUUGUAUAGUAGUGGCUGGCAAGAAGGAAGUGGUUCUCCACACUCUCACCUAAACCCUGAGCAAGGAGCAGGUGGAAUAAGCGGAAAAGCGUGGAGUAAGUAUCAUUACCACCCAGUCUCCCACAGGAGUGCUCAGCAGCUGCUGGCCAAGCAUGAGCAGAGGAAAGACGCCAUUAAAAAGACCAAACAUCUGCGAUUGUCACAGCCUUCCGAUGUUGGUCAUUUCAAGUCAAGCAAGCGAGAAGCACGGACCUCCGACUCUUCCGGCCAUGUUUCCCAAUCAGAAGAACAAGCACCGGUUGAUGCUGAAAUGGACUCCACUCCUGUUGGCUAUCAGUAUGGUCAAGGACCUGAUGUCACAUCCAGAAGUUUUCCAGAUGAGCUGCCCCGGAUGCGGUUCAAGUGCCCCUACUGCACCCACGUGGUGAAGCGGAAAGCAGACCUGAAGCGCCACCUGCGCUGCCACACGGGGGAAAGGCCCUACCCGUGCCAAGCUUGUGGGAAGAGAUUUAGCAGGCUGGACCAUCUGAGUAGCCAUUUUCGAACAAUCCACCAGGCCUGCAAACUAAUCUGCAGAAAAUGUAAGCGCCACGUGACUGAUGUAACAGGACACGUGGUGCAGGAAGGCACGCGGCGCUACAGGCUGUGUAACGAGUGCCUCGCGGAGGUCGGCAUCGACAGCCUCCCGGUCGAUCUGGAAGCCGAGCAGCAUCUUCUGUCCUCAUCCGAUGCAGAGAAGGAGUCCAGAUGGCGCUUGGGUGAAGACGAGAACAGAUCCUACGUGGAGAUUGUGGAGGACGGCUCGGCUGAUCUGGUCAUCCAGCAGGUUGAUGACAGUGAAGAAGAAGAAGAAAAGGAAAGAAAGCCCAACAUUAGGUAGCCAUAAGGGGAACCAGCAGAGCUUGGCAUGUGUGCAACUUCAUUGCCUCCAUGUGUCUCUUUCCAUGGUCAGAGUCUGGUUAGCAAGCUUAUUACUGACUUAAAAGGAAUGACCUGAUGUAACCUGCAUGCUUUCUGAACAGGCCAUUGUAUCCAUUCUGAGCUGUGUUGCCCUGUAAUACGUUGCUGCAUUGGAAAGAAAGACCUAGCUUGAGUUGGCAUGAUGGGUGGAUGAUUCUCCUCUUACGUUUAUUAUAAUCCUUUUACAUAUGCGGAGACACCUUUUUUCUUUUAUUAUUGGAAGAUCUACUUAGCAAACUUUUUUUCAAAGAAAAUAUUUUAAAUAAAUUUAUCAUAACUGAACUUCA